AUGUCUGCUGCUUACUUCAUUCUCCUUCUGGGACUUUCCAUAACAUCGAAGGUUUUAUCAUUGUCUCGAGAUCCCUGCUCCGUGUUCGACUGCCAGAACGGAGGCUCCUGUACGGCUCCGGCUGACGCUCCAAGUUGUAUUUGCCAAGCUGGUUUCUUUGGAGAACAUUGUGAAUUUAAUCGUGACCCAUGUUUCAAAUUCGGUUGCCUCAACGGUGGUCGCUGCACUGCCCCAGCUGAUGCCCCAUACUGUCUGUGCCCUGCUGGUUUUAGUGGACCCAAAUGUGAAGUAGCUGGAAACAGUCAAUGUCCGGUCAUUGACAGUGACAGUAUCGGUAUUUGUGGAGGUACCUUCUGCUCUGCAGACUCUGACUGUAGUGACGGACAUAUCUGUUGCGCCAGCGCCUGUGGGUCCAAAUUGUGUACUUCUGUAGUCAAAGUCAUAGAACCUACAUGUCCAGGAGGAUGUAAACCUGGUUAUAAAUGUGAAUUGAGAUCCCCAGUGUGUCCCCCUGGAUUCAUGUGUCCAGCAGUCAUGAGACCAACUUGUGUAGCAGUGAAUGACCUUUGCGGUGGCUGUGAAGAGGGGACAGUCUGUCAAGACACGGGAAUACGUUGCUUCACCACGCCCUGCCCAUCCUUUAAGUGUGUUGCUACAGACCCUUGCGGUGGCUGUCCCAAGGGAGAGAGGUGUGAACAACUGUUUCCGCCAUGCGCACCCCCACCACCCUGCGAAGAGGACCUCGAUACGCCUUGUACACGGCCACCUUGUAAUCCAAUAAACACGUGUGUCCCUGAAACUACAGUAGAACCGCCAAAAGAUCAGUGCGGAGGAUGUCCAUAUGGUCAAGUUUGUAAACCUACCAACAUUGUAUGUAUCCGCGCACCUUGCCCAACCCAUGAAUGUGUAGCAGACACCGCUCCCGCUGCUUGUAAUCUAGCAUGCAUGAGAGGAUACGUCUGCAAACUAAAGGUACCCGAUUGCCCCCGAAACAGCCGCCUUCUUUGCCCAACUAAGCCAGUCCCACAGUGUGUGCCUAGACAGUUGGCCAGUUGCCCCAAGCCUGCCCAGACCAAGAAAGUGCCUUGUUUGUUUAUCACUAGAAAGUCCCAGUGUCUCAGCGACAGGGACUGCGAUCAGGGACUUAGCCAAAGAUGUUGUCCUACCCAGUGUGGUACCAGAAGGCAGUGUACAGUUGUACCAAGCUUUUAAACAAAAACAUAUAUAAUGUUCUUUGUUUGACCUUUGUAAAAAGACAAACAAUCUUUUACAAUGUCUUCUUUGUGAUAUGGUUGAACAGUUGUACACACAUAUUUAUAUUGGAAAAUGAAAAGCAUAAUAUAUAAUAUUAAAUUUGUUUGUAUUUUGUUUGCAUCCAUUGACCUUGUCUCAUUUAAAUAAAGCGUCCUUGCACCAUUAUAUUAACCAAUGAAAACAACGUGUAAUAUUUUUUUUUGUUGACCUCAAGAUCAUUGUCUGUUUAAAGAUUGCUUGUUAAAUAAAAAAGAUAUUUAAUGAAA
Messenger RNA from Biomphalaria glabrata, 1520 nucleotides. RefSeq names its product fibropellin-1-like. The record is from RefSeq and is a predicted model, not a curated record. NCBI's taxonomy places the organism in Eukaryota, Metazoa, Mollusca, Gastropoda, Planorbidae. The coding region runs from base 1 to 1212 and encodes 403 amino acids. Gene Ontology annotation, molecular function: peptidase inhibitor activity; calcium ion binding. The transcript is spliced from 9 exons. Gene Ontology annotation, cellular component: extracellular region.